This is a messenger RNA of Oryzias latipes (Japanese medaka), 2687 nucleotides long. RefSeq names its product trophoblast glycoprotein (gene tpbg). The record is from RefSeq and is a predicted model, not a curated record. Gene Ontology annotation, molecular function: protein binding. Lineage: Eukaryota; Metazoa; Chordata; Actinopteri; Beloniformes; Adrianichthyidae. Gene Ontology annotation, biological process: negative regulation of canonical Wnt signaling pathway. Gene Ontology annotation, cellular component: plasma membrane.
CUCUUUGGUAGUGGCGCUCUGCCCUGCGUGCUUUGGUCUCUCCCUCUUUUCUCCCAGCGAUCAGAGGGGCGGCAGGCUGGAAGUGCGUAAGCGCUUUGUCUGUCUGGAGUGCAGCGGCAGAGCGAACUAAACGCAGACUUUUUCUUCUUCUUUUUGCGCCUCAACAGCUUCUUUUCGCAGCGGAGCUGAGAAAGAAAUCCUUCCGCUUGUUUAAAAUCCGAGAGGAGACAAACACCUGGAGGAUAACAGAAGUUCACGGGAUGGAAAUGUAGACUCGCCUUUGCUCAAGAAUGGUGUAGGGGUAGUUGUAUGGAGUUCCAACUGGGGGCAGUUUCUUGAAAGGAUAGAGGUGGGACACUGUUAAAAAAAGAAAAAGAAAAACUUUGUUCUGCGCGGAAGCGGUGAUUCGGUGAAACAGAAUAUUUACGCACGGUUAGCGCGCACAGAUUUCCAAACCCCAAAAUGAGCAGCGCGUGCGUUUUUGUCCACGGAGACAUCCGACGGAGACUACAGAAGUCUGGGCUGGUUUUAGUUUUCGUCCUUGCCUUCGUGCUGGCCUGCCACUGCUGUCCGGACAAGUGUGUGUGCUCCUCACAGACUGUGAAAUGCCAAAACCAAGGCCUGCACGCAGUUCCAAACUCCAUCCCGGCCAAAACCAAAAUCCUCUUCUUCACAGGAAACAACAUUUCAAAUAUUAACAGAGCUUCUUUCCCGACUCGCCUGGAACUCCUCACAGAUCUGUAUCUCAGCGGGAACAACAUUGAGCAUGUGGAAGCAAUGGGAUUUGACAACUUGCCAAAGCUUUCCAGGCUGGACUUAAGCAACAACAAUUUCCAGACUUUUGACGAAAGUGCUCUCCCUCCAGACAAUAACCUGGAGUUUUUAAACCUAAGCAGAUCUUUCAACAAUCAUUCUUUUGCCGAUGUUGUCUUGGAUUUCCUCCACAGUGCAAACCUGCUACAUCUGACCACCUUGGACUUGUCAAAUAAUGACCUGGUGAUUCUUCCGGACGGCAUCUUCAGCAGCCUCUCCAACCUGACCUCCCUCAGCCUGCAGAACAGCUCUCUCAUCAGCAUCCAGAAUGUGACGCUGAAGUUGCCCCUGCUUCGUGACCUUGACCUGAGGAACAACAGCCUGAGAACUCUGCACAGCAGCACCCUGGGUGAGCUCUCCGCCAAGCCUGACCUUCGCCUUCGGCUGUCCGGGAAUCCCUGGCGCUGCAACUGCAUCAUAGACGAAAUGCUGAUGUGGCUGAAGAACGCCACACAGGUGAUGGACAGGCAGGAGCUCACGUGUGCGGAGCCUGAGCCUCUUAGGCGUGAGCCUCUGCUGCAGGUGGAGCUGUCACAGCUGAAUUGUUCCAGUGACAUGGAGCGAGUGCUGGAGACGUCCUACGUUUUCCUGGGACUGGUGCUGGCGCUGAUCGGCGUCAUAUUCCUGCUGGUGCUCUACCUGAACAGAAAGGGCAUCAAGAGGUGGAUGUACAACAUCCGCGAUGCCUGCAGGGACCACAUGGAGGGAUAUCAUUACAGGUACGAGAUCAACUCUGAUCCCCGUUUGGCCAACCUGAGCAUCAACUCGGACGUGUGAGGGGAGGACGGCUCCGAGUCUGGAUCCCUGCCGUGAGAUGACAAAUGACUGAGAUUUUGCAUGAAAGUCUUCCUCCCUUACGCCCUCAACCCCCACCCCUCCAUCCCCCCCUGAUAAUACCAAGUCGAUUUUUGCAUCUAUUAUCGCUUCUGACUUCCCUCUGGCCGCAUGUCCCGCACAAGUACCUGACAGCUGCGACUGCCAGCUGUUUCCCUGUUACUUUGCAUGGACAGUGAGUCUUGGCAAAGGGUCUUCCUGGAGAGCUGCGCGGAGUGACAUGUUCUAUUUUUACUUUUCCUUAAGGAGUGCAUUGACUUAUAAGUGAAAGCAUACUUGCUGGAAAUGUUCUGCAUCCAUGUCAUUAAGCCUCUGCUGCAGAGACGUUACACUGCUUGAGUUUUAAUAUAUGAAUAUGUUACCUGCUUUAGCCUUCUUUGGAUUUAUCUUAGUGCACCUUGCAUAGUUUUCUUGGUUAAUAGAUGAAUGUGACCUUUUUUAUUUUUAUUUUCAAUGUUUUUCAUGUGAAAAUAUUGGGUUAAAUAAAAUGCCUCUGGAUUAAUAACGGGAUGUGUCUGGACUGAAGGCCCUUUGAGCAGCAGACCUAGAGAAAAGGAAUCAGCAGCAAAAUGUUGGACCCCAGUGACACAUUUAUUCCACCAUCAACACAGAGCAGCCGACAAACCCCGACGGUCAAUAAAGAAGAUAAGUGAAAUGUGUGCCCGUCUGCUACGUUGUAGGCACUUGUAUCUCCACGGGAACAGCUGAGGUGCAGUGUGCAUUGCACUGACAAGCCGCCCUACAGCAAACUGCCCUAGUGAGAUCCCUCUAUCUUGGAUUCCUGCUUAGUUAGUCCUUAGUCCUGGGCAGGGUUGCCGGAGCCUAUCCCAGCUAUUUUAGGGCUAAGGCAGGCUAAAGUUUGCCAGUGCCUCACACGCAGACGCAUUUACCUCUGAAAUACCUGUAAAGCUUUUUUUUUGACUGUGGGAGGAAGUUGGAGAAAACACAGACAUUGCAGGGACAGACCCCUUCGAAAAAAGUCAAAAAGUCUUAACUCAUCAUCAACAGAUUUUCUUGAAAUAAGAAAUCUGCCAGUGGGG